This is a messenger RNA of Malaya genurostris, 2493 nucleotides long. RefSeq lists its product as uncharacterized. The coding region runs from base 1 to 2493 and encodes 830 amino acids. The record is from RefSeq and is a predicted model, not a curated record. Gene Ontology annotation, molecular function: nucleic acid binding. The transcript has 2 exons. NCBI's taxonomy places the organism in Eukaryota, Metazoa, Arthropoda, Insecta, Diptera, Culicidae. Gene Ontology annotation, biological process: DNA integration.
AUGCUUUUAAAGGGUCCCGAUCUGCUAACAUCACUUCCAGCCGUUCUGAGCCGUUACCGACAGCGACAGAUAGCCAUCAGUGCUGACAUCAAAGAGAUGUUUCACCAACUUCGAAUUCGAGAGAGCGAUAAGCAUUCCCAGCGAUUUCUAUGGCGCGAAAAUCCGUUGCAAAUUCCUGAGGUGUUCAUUAUGGACCGAGCCACCUUUGGGUCUAGCUGUUCUCCAAGUUCGUCUCAGUACAUCAAGAAUUUGAACGCCGAAGAGUACUCUACAGAAUUUCCGGAGGCAGCAGAAGCUAUAAUCAACAACCACUAUGUGGACGACUAUCUAGAUAGUCGUGAUACCGAAGAUGAAGCGAUUCGUAUUGCUCGGGAAGUGAAAUUUGUUCAUUCCAAAGAAAGUUACGGAAAUCUGCAGAUGCACGCCUUUGUAGAUGCCAGCGAGGCAGCUUAUGCUUCCGCCGUCUACUUCCGUAUUGAAGACCGUGGCGCUGUACGGUGCGCUCUUGUUGCAGCAAAAUCGAAGGUAGCUCCUUUGAAGCCACAGACGAUUCCCCGCCUAGAACUGCAGGCUGCAACUCUUGGAUGUCGUUUGGCUGUUACUGUUGAAAACAAUCACACUCUACAGAUUACUCGUCGUUUUUUCUGGAGUGACUCUACCACUGUUCUAUCCUGGAUUAGAUGUAUAGACCCUAGAAGGUAUACACCUUUCGUAACCUUCAGAGUUAGUGAUAUUUUGUCACAAUCGAAUGUUGCUGAUUGGAAAUGGGUACCGACAGCGGAAAACGUAGCAGAUGAAGCUACAAAAUGGGGAAAAGGACCUAACUUAAGCUCAAACAGUCGUUGGUUUGUUGGACCAGAGUUUCUCUACAAACCAGAGACUCAGUGGCCAAUACAAGGAUCACAUGCACCCGACACAUCUGAAGAGCUUCGUUCGAGAUACGUUUCUCAUCACGUGGAGAAAAGGCCGGUUGUUGAUAUUCGCCGAUUUUCCAAAUGGGAGCGCCUGUUACGAAGUUUAGCAUAUGUUCAUAGAUUUCUGGAUAGCUGUCAACGAAAGCGUCGAGGUGAAAUGGGCGACAAUAGUGAUAUAUUGCUUUCCGAGCAAAUUCAGAAAGCUGAAACGAGUCUAUGGCGUCUGGCUCAAAAUGAGACCUUUCUUAAUGAAAUUGUCGUGCUCACCAACAAUAGUAAACUUCCACCGAAGUUGCAAAAAAGGUUGGAUAACACAAGCUCCCUACGGAAGCUGAGUCCAUUUUUGGAUGAAUCAGGGGUGAUUCGAAUGGAAGGACGUAUUGUCGAGGCUCACUAUGUUCCAUAUGAGGUUAAAUUUCCGGUAAUUCUUCCGAAGGAUCAUACUGUUACGUUAUUACUGCUAGAUUGGUACCAUCGAAAAUACGGUCAUGGUUACGGAGAAACAAUUGUCAAUGAAGUCAAGCAAAGGUUUUACAUACCUCGACUUCGCUCAACAGUACGAAGUAUUGGUAAAAAAUGCUCAUGGUGCAAAAUUUAUCGUGCAUCUCCUGGUGUUCCUCGAAUGGCUCCGUUGCCAGCAGCGAGACUGGCAGCCUACGUAAAACCAUUUACUUAUGUGGGACUGGAUUAUUUUGGACCUAUUCUCAUUCGGGCUGGUCGGACAAACCAAAAACGAUGGGUUGCUCUUUUCACCUGUCUAACUGUUAGGGCAAUUCAUUUAGAGGUGGCUCACAGUUUGACGACGGAAGCUUGCAAAUUAGCAGUUCGACGAUUCAUCGCACGCAGAGGUUCGCCAUUGGAAAUCUAUUCUGACAUGGGAACCAAUUUCGUAGGUGCAAGUAAGGAUUUACAAAACGAAGUGAAACAAAUAGUUACUGGUGUGGCAUCUACCUUCACGAAUACGAACACUCGUUGGCUAUUUAACCCUCCCGUUUCUCCUCAUAUGGGAGGAGCGUGGGAAAGGAUGGUUCGUGCUGUUAAGAUGGCGCUUUUUGCUGUUCCAAUGGACAGAAAACCCACCGAUGAGUCGCUAAUCACGUUGCUGGCGGAAGCCGAAUUCAUUGUAAACUCUCGUCCUUUAACAUUCGUACCACUGGAGGCCGCGGAAAAGGAAGCUUUGACGCCAAACCACUUUUUGCUGCUGAGCUCUAAUGGAAUCUCUGUUCCUUCGAUUCUCCCGAUUGACGACAAACUAGCUUUGCGUAACAAUUGGAGCCACGUACAACAUAUGACGGAUGUAUUUUGGAAGCGUUGGAUACGAGAGUACCUGCCAGUCAUAACCCGACGAACGAAGUGGUUCGAUGAAACAAGACCGGUCAAGGAGGGUGAGUUGGUGAUUGUAGUGGACGACAAUGUACGUAAUGGAUGGCUAAGAGGGCGUGUGGUUAAAGUUUUGUGCGGACCGGAUGGACGUGUAAGAAUGGCGGAUGUGCAGACUUCUACUGGCGUACUUCGUCGACCAGUAGUCAAAUUGGCAGUGUUGGACGUGCUUGGAGUUAGUAAGACUAGUGCACACUAG